Molecule: messenger RNA, 7208 nt
Organism: Amoebophrya sp. A120
Lineage: Eukaryota; Dinophyceae; Syndiniales; Amoebophryaceae
Source: the annotation of a GenBank genome assembly
GCGAUGUGCUAGUGGCGCGCGACUGCUUUCAACUUCAAGUUCUAGUCGUGCGUUCUUCUGAGGGUAAGUUUAGACACGCUUUUUUGUGCGAGGAUAUCUCUUGGCCUCCGGCCUUUUCCUGCCCAAGUUAUGAUGAAGAAUUGAAAAGCACAACGACAUCGUGGUAAGUAUUCAAACGCGAAACAGAAAAUGUGUUCCUUUCUACUCACUUCCUGGGUUCUGCAGAACCUGCCCUGGCUGAACUAUUUUAUGCAGCUUCGCGGGCCCGACGCCACGACGCACACCCGGCGGCAGGGCUUCACCUUCGUGCACAACCUUCUGCAUAUGACGGGCGACCGGGUGCUGCAGCCGCUCAGCUACCGUGGCGGGGAGGUGCAGAUACUGUUCAACGUAUCCUGUGCAAAAGUAUCGGAUUCGUACGAGAUGCAAUCUUCCAUGACAGAUCUAAGCUCUACAGUACCUGUGACUUUGCGUUCGUUAAUAGAUUCUUGCGCUUUAUUUCAUCUAGCACUUCUUCUUCUCGAAAAAAUUUGGCAUGCAAUUGCUACUAGCACGAUGCUCUCGCAAUGCAUACACCGGGGAAAUCUACAACUACCGAGAAGUGGAAGACCGGUAUCGGUGCAGGAGAUCAAGAAGCACGGCAGCUGGGGCCGCGAGACGAGGAGAGCAAACGUCCUCCUCAGCUGCAGAGAGCGACGCGCAAAGCCUCCCGAAUGAUCCAAAUUUUCCUUUGUUCUCGGACUCCGAAACAGACUUUGCGGAACAAGGCUGGUCAUCUGCAACCCCACCGACUUCCGCGGCUGCAUUCCCUGCAUCUUCCAGCGCCGCAACUGCGCAACAUCCAAACCACCGGCUUGAGCACUUGUGCGCACUCGACGCCGACCACCUACUCCCUGAGGAGGCGGCUGCCGAAGAAUUGGAAAGAACGACAGCGCGAGGAGCACCAGGGUCUUCGUCGAGGAAAACGUUUCAAAACGAGCAAGCCUUCGCUUCUACAUCAAAAAGCACACCGAAGAAUCUGUUCGCGUCGGACGGGCAAGCCAUCUACCCGACGUACUUGGAGAGGGGCAGAAACUUUGCGCAACUUUUGGACGGGGAGUAUGCGAUCGCGGUCUUGGACCUGCGGAAAAACCGGCUUUUCCUCGCCACAGACGUGUUUGGAACCAAACCCCUGUGGUACAGCACGGACCGGGGGCUGCACGUGGCGACCUACGAGUCUGCGCUGGAGCGCCUCGGGGUCGCGAACCGGGUGCAGGUACCGCCCAACACGAUUCUGGAAAUCGACUUGACCACGAAGUUCGUGAUCUCCCAGUCCACCAACUACGAGUUCGAUUUGCGGCAGUACAAGACCACCACCAAAGACUGGAUCAGUGCCUUCCUUCGAGCGGUCCACCGCCGAAUCCAGUACCAGAGGCACGGCGUGUUUCUCGGGCUCUCAUCCGGGUACGACUUAUCAAAUGCAAAAGUUGUGUCUGGGUCUGGAAAGUUGGAACUUGUGAUGCUAACUUGGGACUCUAAAAAAAAACUGUAUUGCAUGACCAGCAAGAGGAGUCUAGUUUGUGCUACGCGGGGAGGGCAUUUAUCAUGCGGAGUAGGCAUGAGGAAGCCCUCUAAAAAUCUGUGAUGCUAGGUCGUGCGUUACAGACGAGACAUCUUGGGUCAUGCAAAAGAUGCAUGACAAACCCGGCGACAUUCCAGACCCAGACAUUUUUGCAUUUGAUACGACUCGGGCGCGAUCAACUUGGCGCUGCACAAGCUGCAGAAGCUGCACUUCGCCUACACCAUUUUCGCCGGCGAGAAUGUUGACGUCGUGGGACAACGCUUGCAGCAGACGCAACAGACCGCCGAGGGGAACGUAUCCUGAGUAAAAACGUACCCACCCCAGAGUUGUCAUGCAGAUUUGCCAUGACAGGAACAUUUGUGAUGCGCAACCCCAUGACAGGCCUUUUCAAUCGCGUUUGGGAACUUGUAAUGCUGUAAACAGGAUCAGCAAAUCGAUUUGUGAUGCGGCUUUCCUUGCUAACUUGCACUACCUUACGGACUGAAACUUGUCAUGCGUGACUCCCAAAGCUCCUAGGUUUGUGUUGCAAAAUCCCCAAUCACUGAAUGAAAAAGCGAUCAAGGGCCGUAGAAUGUACACAGACAAUACCAAAAAGGGUUUGCGCGUCAUUUUUCAAGCAGUAUACCGCUCGAGUGCCAACAGGGCGAGAGCCCUGCAAGACCGGGCUACGAAAGUAAGAAAUCGGGAAAAAAAUGCCGUAUACCUGCGCAAUUCCUUAUAUGUGAAUAACAUGGCGGGUGGGAGGGGUUCUUCACAUUUUUGGAAACGCCCACCGCCCCGACUAGAAUAAAUGAAUGAUGAAAAAAUUGGGGGCAGGGCAAAAAAAUCCCCAUCUUGACUCUGGUGUGGGUACGUUUUUACUCAGGAUAGAACGUCGUCGUUUUCUCGGAGCAAACUUUAGAGUCCGAAUACGCAUUUCUGUUGAACAACACGGAACCCUUAUGAGUGUGUGCGCACCUUUUUCUACUCCCAUCUCGUUUGUAUAAAUGCAAAACGCCAAGGAAGCCCACGUCACCAGCCCCCCCACUGGUGGUUUCCCUUGUGGCGCUGCGGCCUCGUUGACAAGUUUCAUCAGUGGAACUACCUCAAAGAAGCGGCCGCGCUACUACAGCUGCAAUUGACGACGUGUUGUAGAAGAUUUUUUGUCAUGCGGUAGGCGAAGUGUUCUUGCUGGUGCUUGUUUUAGUUUUGCUGUACAUGCCAACAUGCAAGGUCGUGGAGUUGUCGUUCUCGCACACCCUCUUCAUAACCUUUCGAGUACAAGGCCCGUGACGGGCAGCCGGUUGCUGUCUCGGGCGACUUCGCAUCCUCCGGGCUUUCGUGGAUCUGCCGUGCGUGCAAAAAGCGGGGCAUCCAAAUCUACCUUUCCGGGUCCGGGGCGGACGAGUACAUAUCGGAUUACGGGAAUGUCGGCGAGAAAAUCUACCCGCACAGCAACUUUGGGGGCAAGUUUCCCGACGCCUUGGCCGACAUCUUUCCCUGGCACAGCUUUUUCCUGGGCACGCAGCGGGACUAUUUGAUGAAGGAGGAGCUGAUUGCGGGCACGCACGGGGUCGAGGGCCGGUACCCGUUUCUGGACAAAGAGGUGGUGCAAGAGUACCUGUGGCUGCACCCCAGCGUGAAAAAUUCCAAGUACAAACGGGUUCUGCAAGACUUUUUCGACCAGGAAAAUUACCCCUUUGAAGGCGGGAAAACCGGGUUCAACCCGCACUGGAACAUGAAGCCCGAAGGCGGCGCCGAGGUCCAGCGGGUCUUUGACAAGGAAAGCUUGCGCGAGGAUGUUUUCUACAAAACAGAAAACAAUAAGUUUCAAAGCCACGACGAUGACCAGCAUCAACUACCUGCCGAACAGGUGGGAGUAGAAGCAGGAGGAGGAGAGGGCCACGAAAGAAGGACGGCACCAGCGAGCGCCAAUGGCGACGAAAAUACGGAGAGGCCGGGUCAUGCCGCUGGUACAAGAACGGUCGAAACGAACGAUCCUGGUGCGUCUCUGACGAGGCCGCUGAAGCAGAAGCUGACGGAAAAAGAAGUGUCUUUCGUACUGAGUCCGGACUUUGACGCGAAAACCGAGAACGAAAAGGUGUCGCAGCGGGCGUGCCGCAGCAAAUUCGUCGUGAAUCUCAACAAGUACGCCUGUUGCAAGGGCGCCGGGGCGUUGGCGGAUAGAAGUAGUAGAACAGCAACCACUUCAUCUGGGGAGAAAUCGCCGGGAGACCGAGAUGGAGAAAAAAUCAAUAUCCAUUCGCCCGCCCACAUGCUCCACGGGGUAGAGUUGCACGAACAAACGCAGGUCAUUGCGGGGGAACAAGGUCCAGGUGGAAGUGCAGAUGACCAAGAACAGAGACCACUGGCAGCUGCACCCCAAGAAGACCACUGGUUUCUCGAGCACGAAAACGCGUUUUGCUUUCCGGAUGCGAUGCAUAACGAAAUCCAGCGCAUGGAGGAGGCCCGGGAGGAGCUCGCGUUUUUGUACGAGGAGGUGCACUAUGCAUUUUUGCAAAAGUACUGUACUAGUAGUAAGUUGCAAUUUGCAAAUCAGUGCGCGUGACAAAUGGAAUUUGCCAUGCUGAUAGAUACAGCUUGGGGAGGCGAUAAAAAUUUGUCUUGCGUGAUCGCGAUUAGAAGUACGAGUGCGAAGAUACCUUUGCAAUGCAUAUGCACCGGGUGCAAGGUGAAAUCGAGAAGGAAAAGGAGAAGAUGGAACGCAUGCGGGAGUACCUAAACGAGCAACAGAUUCUGGUCCGCCAGGGCUCCAUGCACUUGGUGCUGAUGCGGCUCUCGCACUUGGAGGCCGUUGCGGACAAAGCGGCGUCGCGGAAAUUUUUGCUCGAGAGCUUCGCAACCGCGGCUAGCAGCGGAAAUGCGAUAGUAGAACAGACAGGUGGAGGACAGGACCAGGACCCCGCGAGCCCUCAAACACAGAAGAGUACAACUAGCAAAGCGCUGCAGAUCGUGACCUGUGUCACCGGGGAGGGCGUUGCCACCGACUUUCCGGUGUACAAAAUUUUCAUGGCGACCAUGAUGCAGCAGGGCGUUGGGGUGGUGAAUGUCUGUGAGAACGUUCAGUGGACCAACAUGGCCGCGCGGCUGGAAAAGUACCGCGAGUAUUUACUGGAGCAGGAAGCAAUCGAGAAACUGCACGAAGUAUCCACUGCAAAUAUAAUGUCUGGAUGGUCUUGAAGGAGAAGAUUGUACAUGCAGUUUUUGCAUGUAUGCGGAGGUCUGGAAUGCACACAGAGCAUGACAAAUUCUUCGAGGGCUUGUAGUUCUUAUUGCCUAAUCUGCAUGAGAAGUGCCCUCUGUCUUUUGCAGACAAAGAUCGCGCAUGUUUUCUUGCUCACUAUGCAACCUACACAGAUCAUUUUCGCCAUCGUCUCUUUCAGAAUCCGCAUGAGAAGUUUGCAUUCUUCCAGACCCAGAUCGCUAUAGUAUUUGCAAUGCAUACGAAGCACAGGGAACGAAAGGCGCAAAUUUUCUCUACUGGGUCUCGGACGGCAUGGACGUGUUCUUCAACGACAUGACCAGCGUGUUCCCGCACGAAAACGUGAAAAACGUCGCGGAAUUGGUCCACAAACGGUUUUAUGGAUUGUAAAAAUGUCUGGGUCUGGAAGAAUGCAAGAUUUGUGAAGAUGCAGGUUUUCCAUGACCCAUGAGGUCUGGAAUGCGAGGCCCAGCAUCACAGACUCUUGGGGGUCUCUAUCAUGCCUUUCCUGCAUGAGAGACUCCCUCUCAACUUGUUCAAAAGCAGACAGCUUUUGGUACUCACGCAACACAGAUUUUUGCAUCAUUCAGAUUUAGCCUGACAAGUUCUAAUCUUCCAGACCCAGACAUUUUUGCAUUUGAUAGGUUUGCAAAGUUCAAAAAGGAAAUCGUGUUCUCCUCCGAGCUAUGGAUUGCAAAAGUAUCGUACUCGUAGUAAUUGCAAGUAUGCAUAGCAAAUCGCCUUCCUUAGCUAAAACAGCAUUACAAACUUAAUUUGUCAUGCUAAGCUAAUUUGUAUUGCAAUUUAUACUAGUACGAUACUUUUGCACAGGAUACGAGCGUCUGUGCGGCUGGGGCGGCGCGCACCUCUGCACCACGGAGGACGAGGCAAACUUCCCGAACUCGCCCACGCUCUUACCAAAAUGAAAAAUCCCCCCUCCCCAUAUCAAAACGGAAAUCUGUGAUGCGGGAUUUCCGUACACAAAUGCGCGCUGUCUUGCAGUAAGGCAUCGCAGCCAGAUCCUCAGCCUAGGUAGGGGCGUUGGGGUCUAGUUGUUUAGCAUUACAAUCGGGCGCCCCCUAGGCCCAACAGCAUGCCAAAUCGCUUCCAUAAUGGCGCGGAAGCCUCUGCGCUUCUCUCCUUGCAAGACAGACCCGAUUUGUGGUCUCGAAUCAGCGAACACAAAUUUUCGGACUCAGACCGUUUCGAUAUGGGGAGGGGGGAUUUUUCAUUUUGAUAGCUCUCCAAGUACCUGAACGCGGGGGGCUACCUGGGCAGCGCGGGACACCUGGCCGCCAUGAUCGGGGUGGUGAUGCAGUUCGCGGCCGAGUGCCAGCAGGAGCACCUGCGCAAAACCCGGGAGUGCGGGUCCGGCGAGGGGUCCCCGGACCAGUACCUGUUCAUGAAGUACUUCUGGGCCAACCAAGCCACCUCCGCCCUGGACGUGUGGCAGACCAUCUUCGGGAACUUCAUCGAGGUGGAGAACCUGCCCUGCCAGGACGGCUGGGUGCCCCGGUGCGCGGUGUCCCCGUGCUGCACCCGCAGCGACCGCAUCGAGAACUUUUCGCCCAUCGCGCACGGCCUCUACAGCACGCGCGGCUGCAGCGUGUUCCGCCAGAAGGAGGAGCGGUUGAACAGCGAGACAGCGCCGGAAGCGCCCGACCUGUUUCUCAGACGAAAACAGCUCGAGAAGUGGGUGCAGGCCGGGGGACCGAUGAGCGAUAGAGGUAGAAGUAGUAUAGUGGGUGAUAGUACAAGUACACAUCAAGAAGCAGGUACAACUCGUGUAGACAAAGUGGAGGUUCCGGGUGCAGCAGGCGAAAACGUCCCAGCAGCAGCGCCUUCCGGCGGCGGCCACACAGUUGUACCUUCAACAUCAUCGUCGUCGUCCCUCUACCCUGAUACGGACGUGCGGGUGGGGACGCCCUUCGAGGACGAAACGGACGAGUAUCAGCAGCCCUGGCACCUACCGAUCUCGUGGCACGGAAACGGGUGCGGAAAGUGGAUCUUCAUCAUGUCGCUCGACGCCUUGUCGCGGCAGUGUCCCAUCGUCGCGCAGCUGACCACCAUUUUAGUCCGAGACCAGGCGACCAACGACCGGGAGGUGCUAGCCAGAAUAGAAGCGGGACAAAAAAGACGGUGGGAAGACCCCAGGUGAAGACCACCGCUCGCGUUCGCUCGUCUCGCUGUACCUCGAAGCGAUACAUUUGGUGGAGCGUGAGGGAGAAGACCUAAGCGAAAGAAAGGAAGCACGUUCACCUAGUAAGUACUGUUGCGGCUGCGCCUGCUGCGACACGACCCCUACACCUAGUGACAUCAUGGACCAUAUCAAAAGUUCACACUGACUGCAAGAAGAAAUUUUUGUCGAGAUGCAUAGUAUCUAUCGUACUCGCAAUGCAAUGAAUUGUGCCCCCCGACAUGCCGUGUCUGGCGGCUGCAGCAGCC